Pungitius pungitius (ninespine stickleback) is the source of this 3519-nucleotide messenger RNA. It is a transcript of the gene eif3c, whose product is annotated as eukaryotic translation initiation factor 3, subunit C. The record is from RefSeq and is a predicted model, not a curated record. Gene Ontology annotation, molecular function: translation initiation factor binding; RNA binding; translation initiation factor activity. NCBI's taxonomy places the organism in Eukaryota, Metazoa, Chordata, Actinopteri, Perciformes, Gasterosteidae. Gene Ontology annotation, cellular component: eukaryotic translation initiation factor 3 complex. The transcript has 24 exons. Bases 171 to 3374 code for a protein of 1067 amino acids. Gene Ontology annotation, biological process: translational initiation.
GUCGACCUGGAUUCUACUUCCUUUCUCGACUCGAGUUCCCGGCCAGGCCGUCGCACGCCUUUUAUUUGUGGCCACUAAGCAGCAAAACUGGAUUUAAAAAGGAUUCAAACUAGAAAGACACAUCGCAAAAUAACUUUCACAAGGACGUAGAUUGAGCCCUUCCUUCAGCAAUGUCUCGUUUCUUCGCCACCGGGUCUGACAGCGAGUCAGAGGAGUCCUCAUCCGCCGAUGAGAUCACCCCUAAAGCACCCGGAACAACCUACAAGCAGUCGCUGCUCCUUAGUGAUGAUGAAGAGGACACGAAGAGAGUGGUGCGCAGCGCUAAAGACAAAAGGUUCGAGGAGUUGACCAACCUCAUCAAGACCAUCCGAAAUGCCAUGAAGAUUCGUGACAUGGCCAAAUGUCUGGAGGAGUUUGAGCAGUUAUGUCGAGCCUUCCUCAAAAGCAAGACUAUAGUGGACAAAGAGGGUGUUCCCUCUUUUUAUAUCCGUCUGCUGGCCGACUUGGAGGACUACCUGAACCAGGUUUGGGAGGACAAAGAGGGAAAGAAGAAGAUGAACAAACACAACGCCAAAGCCCUCAGUACGCUACGUCAGAAGAUCCGCAAGUACAACAGAGACUACGAAACAGAAAUAACUUCAUACAAGGAGAACCCUCAGGAGUCAGCCGAUGAAGAGGAGGAGAAGGAGGCUGGGGAUUCCGGCUCAUCUUCUGAUAGCGACGGAGAGGAAGAUGAAGAUGGCGUUCCAGCCAAGUCCUUUUUAAAGAAGAAGCCUGAGGUUGUCCCCGAUGCCAGCAAGUUCCUUAAGUCCGCUAAAGGAUCCGGGGAUGAGUCUUCAUCGAGUGAUGAUGAAGAUGAAGACUGGGGCUCCGACACUGUAGACAGCGGCAGUGAGAGCUCCGAUGAAGGGGAGGGAAAGAGCGCUUCCCUGGCUUUGGUCUUCCUCAAGAAGGCCCAGGAGAGUGAGAAGUCCACUGAAAAGAAGCCCAGUAAGAAGAAGAAACACAAGAAAAAGGAGCUCCGCGAGGAGGAGUUUGAGGAAGAGGAGGGCGGAGAGGGGGUGGAGGGGGGCUGGGAGAAGGUGAAAGGAGGCGCCCCGAUGGUUAAGGAAAAGCCUAAAAUGUUUGCCAAAGGCACUGAGAUCAAUGUACCAGUGGUCGUGAAGAAGCUGAAUGAGAUCCUGCAAGCAAGAGGCAAAAAGGGCACAGACAGGGCGGCCCAGAUCGAGCUGCUCCACGCUUUGGCGAACAUCGCUGGUGAGAAUAACCUGGGCCAAGGCGUCCUGGUGAAGAUCAAGUUCAACAUCAUCGCCUCGCUGUACGACUACAACCCCAACCUGGCCGCCUUCAUGAAGCCUGACAUGUGGAAGAAGUGCCUGGAGUGCAUCGAUGAGCUUCUGGACAUCCUGUUCGAACACAACGACAUCUUCAUCGGGGAGAACAUUGCAGAGGACAGUGAGAGUCUGAUCAUCUCAGACCAGCCAUUUAGGGUGCGUGGGUGCAUCUUAACGUUGGUGGAGAGGAUGGAUGAAGAGUUCACAAAGAUAAUGCAGAACACCGAUCCCCAUUCACAAGAAUACGUCGACAACCUGAAAGAUGAGGGGCACGUUUGCGGCAUCAUUGACCGGCUGCUCGACUACAUGGAGACCAAAGGCAGCACCGAGGAGAUUUGCCGCGUCUACCUGCGCAGAAUCAUGCACACCUACUACAAGUUUGACUACAAGGCUCACCGGCGCAGUCUGGGCCUUCCGGUCGAGUCCAAGUCCGAGCAGGACCAGGAGGAGAGCGAGGGGGAGGACAGCGCUGUGAUCAUGGACCGCCUCUGCAAGUUCAUCUACGCCAAAGAUCGCACCGACCGCAUCCGCACCUGCGCCAUCCUCUGCCACAUCUACCACCACGCUCUGCAUUCGCGCUGGUACCAGGCCCGCGACCUGAUGCUCAUGAGCCACCUGCAGGACAACAUCCAGCACGCCGACCCCCCCGUGCAGAUCCUGUACAACAGAACCAUGGUGCAACUCGGCAUCUGCGCAUUCAGGCAGGGCAUGAUUAAAGACGCCCACAACGCCCUGCUGGACAUCCAGUCCUCUGGCCGAGCCAAGGAGCUCCUGGGUCAGGGCCUGCUCAUGAGGAACAUGCAGGAGAGAAACGCAGAGCAGGAGAAGAUUGAAAAGAGAAGACAAGUGCCGUUCCACAUGCACAUCAACCUGGAGCUGCUGGAGUGUGUGUACCUGGUGUCGGCCAUGCUGCUGGAAAUCCCCUACAUGGCCGCCCAUGAGUUUGAUGCCCGCCGCAGGAUGAUCAGCAAGCAGUUCCAUCACCAGCUGAGGGUGGGAGAGAGACAGCCGCUGCUGGGACCCCCAGAGAGCAUGAGGGAGCAUGUGGUGGCAGCCAGCAAGGCCAUGAAGAUGGGAGACUGGCGUACCUGCCACUCCUUCAUCAUCAACGAGAAGAUGAACAGUAAAGUCUGGGACCUGUUCCCUGAGACGCAGAGAGUGCGCGAGAUGCUCGUCAGGAAGAUCCAAGAAGAGUCUCUGAGGACUUACCUGUUCACCUACAGCAGCGUGUACGACUCCAUCAGCAUGGGGACACUAUCUGAGAUGUUUGAGUUGGAGAUACCCACAGUCCACAGCAUCAUUAGCAAGAUGAUCAUCAACGAGGAGCUGAUGGCGUCACUCGACCAGCCCACCCAGACCGUGGUGAUGCACCGCACCGAGCCCACCUCCCUGCAGAACAUGGCGCUGCAGCUGGCGGAGAAACUCGGCAGCCUGGUGGAGAACAACGAGCGCGUCUUCGACCUCAAGCAGGGCAUCUACGGAGGAUACUUCAACAGAGAUCAGAAAGGUGGCUACCAACAGAACAAAUCUUACAACAGAGAUCAGAAAGGUGGCUACCAGCAGAACAAAUCCUACAACAGAGAUCAGAGAGGAGGUGGCUACCAGGGCGGUGGUGGCGGAGGCUACCAGGGCGGUGGUGGCGGAGGCUACCAGGGAGGAGGAGGAGGCGGAGGCUACCAUGGGGGUGGCGGUGGCGGCUACCAUGGAGGUGGAGGUGGUGGCGGCUACCAAGGAGGUGGAGGAGGCGGCGGCUACCAUGGAGGCGGAGGAGGAGGCGGCGGCUACCAUGGAGGCGGAGGAGGAGGCGGAGGCUACCAUGGAGGUGGAGGAGGAGGCGGCGGCUACCAUGGAGGAGGAGGUGGAGGCUACCAUGGAGGAGGAGGUGGAGGCGGCGGCUACCAAGGAGGUGGAGGCGGCGGCUAUCAUGGAGGUGGCGGAGGGGGCUACCAGGGAGGAGGAGGAGGUGGCGGCUACCAGGGGAAUAGAGGCGGCUACAAUAGAGGAGGCUACAGAAAUCAGAACCACCAAAGCAACUACUGAGGUUGAACCGUGUGUCUUUCAGUGGCUCCAGCUGAACUAUUCUUCAUUCCACAGUAACAUCAAUCUGGGAUUCUGUGCUCAACGCUCGGCUGCAUCUGCAGUGUUAUUUCAGUACUUCUCUGACUAGAGAUUUAAGGUUAAUGUU